CAUAUUUUUUAGAUAUUUUUCUCUCACACACAGUCUAUUAAUACUGUUCCACGUGAAUUACUUAACUAUGUGAAGUUUAACGCGAUGCGCAAAAAGUGACCACGUGACUUUUUGACGCAACACGCGUCAUCCCGACGUUCCGCUAUUCGCGACUGACGUAACGAGCGCCGGAUAUGAACAAGAGAUACGUUCACGCGUAUACACGUAUACACGCACACACGCACAUAUAAUGCCGUAGAGUCAGCCGGAAAUUUUUGUCCCGCGUCUUAUCGCAUACAAGAUUGGCAUUGCUCGGUUUUCGCACGCGCGUCUACGUCGUCGAUUCUCGUCGCAGGUCGUCCAUGGAUUGUACUCGCGAGGAUGUUUUCGCAGAAGCCGUAUUACUUCUCGCAGCUGUCGCGAACCUAUCCGAUUUUGAGGCUCGUCGAUGUUUACGACCGUCAGUCGUUUAUACGGGCUUACGUGUUGGACAACAUUUACAUCUGCAUUUUGAUGUACGCCCUCUUCUACGUGGCGCUGUGGUACGCUACUAACAUAAUAAAACGUAUCGAGAAGUCGAAUCGGGAAAUGUCAACGACAAUCGCGAACAACAAAACGGUGAGCACACUCUGCCGCGUUUAUUAUGUUGCUUCUAAUCAGCGUCAUAAUUUAACGAGGAGCUUUAAUUACGCAAUCCAACUCACACUCGCUCUCUUCACUGAAAAUCCUCCACAGAAAUUGGACAGAUUGAUAUUGUUGAAGAACAAGAAAACGCAAUUCGAAGAAGUGAUAGUGAAAACGGUUAGCAGGUUCUGGUUUUACAUUUCUUACGAUAAUUUCCACGACGCGAUUUAUGUCCCUUUUCCGUGUCUACAGACAGAUGCGCAAAAGGUGACCACGAGACACUUGGAGGAUGAAAUGUGUAGGCUCGACACAGAAUUGACCACCACAUCCAGCAAGAUCGCGCGACUGGAGAAAAUCAUAGAAAAAAUGGUUUUUAGUACAAACAGCCGGACAAAUCGUCCGAAAAUUCAGCCGGUGUUGUCACAGCCCGCGAGGAUGAACGUCCAGGGGGUGAGCUCGAAGGCGCCGCGAAUCCGCUCGAAAACUUCAAGAUCCUCGAGCCGUCAUUUCCACCGUCAUUGCCGCCGGAACCGCCGCCUCGCAAGUACGGGAUCUUUGUCAGUCGACCUCCUGGACAACGGAGAGCGUCGCUCGCGGCUGCUCCGCCAAAAAUCGGAUUCAAGUAACAGCGCGUCGGCGGAAGCCUCCUCGGAAUCCGUCGUGCGGCGUCGUAAGCAUAUUUCGAGAUCACCUCGUGUUGCCCCGCCGUCCUCCCGACGCGCGUCGCAAUGAAAGCGAACGAAAUGGCUUGACGCAUGAAUUGGUCGAUCACUUUGGCGUGUAGAAAACGACGAAAGUAGAGGGAAACGCGUAGCUCGUUCAAUGAAAUUCGAAGCGCGGCGGGCACCGAUCUAGGUCGAGUGAGAAAUCGGAGUUGCACCGUAAUUAAUCCGAAUGUGCGUUCCUCGCGGCUGGAUUGAAUAUCGUCCAGCCGAUUGUUCGCCGGUUGCCUCGCGCUUUUCCACAACGAACUGCGGCCACGAGGUGUUUGCGCAUAUGCGGUGUCAUGGAUUGCCCGUACAUUCACCGUACAGAUUGAGAGUUGUACGACUUUCAAUCUUACGCAUGACGUCUGAGAUUGGAAAUUAGUUCAAUAAGCAACUGUAAUUACAAUGGAAUUAUGGCUUUAAUUGUAACACUUUUUCAAUCUCAUUCGUAUACGCACAAAACUGAAAAUCGUGCAAUGCUCUAGGAGAUGUUCGGGCAUCCAUGACAUCGUGUCUGCACGUCCUCACGAUCUUGCAGGCACCGACAGAGUUCCUUUGAGAUACGGCGAUUAUCACGACGGUGACGGCAAGAGGUGUGAUUAUUCGAAACGGCUCGUGAAGGCGCGUUCAAGGCGAUCGUCUUGCUGCAACGCGCGCGACGCCCACGUGGACUCCCUGAUGAGUAUCACGCCUUUCACCAGAUCUGUAUUAGGACUCGCCAACAUCUUCCGUCGAUGAAGGACCCCUCGUAGAAACGAGACGUUAGAGUGACUUGAACGCCCGUCAGAAUAAAUUUCGUAAUUCGUUUCUGCGCGAUUGUCCCUUUUCCCUUCGAUCGCGCAUCGCUUUGCUGAAAUUGUCUCGCUGAAACUACAACUAAAAAUGUACAAUCUCGUGUCACGUGUUGUGUCUCAAUAUUGUAUCUUUUCUAUUGCACACGGAAAAAAUAUUGUGGCAAGAAUUAUAGCCAGAUUUUUGUAAACUUGUACAGAAUCAUAAUCGAAAUUGCUACAUUUUUGUCGAAAAAUAUAGUAUAUAUUUGUCCAAAAAUGUUGUGCAUGUUCGACUUUUUCCCACAAAAUUACUGCAAUUGCUUGAAUAAUUUUUUUAUAUCAUAGCAGGUAGAAGUCGUCAAAUUUAGUAAUUUACGUUACAAUUUCGGUAUAGUUUGACUUUAAGAAAACACUGAAAACCAAUAAAAAAAACAUUAUAAACAACUAUAAUUUCAACAUAACUUUUGUCACAAUAUUUUGUAUAUAUACUUUAAUCGAAGUUUAAUGAAGAAUAUAGGCUUUUGGCAAAAAAAAACCUUUGCGUCAUUACCGCCGCGAUAAAUUUAACACGGAUGUUGCAAUGCCGGGAUAUCUUCCACGUGCACAGCUGCAGCUAUCUGCACUCGUAAUAAUAACCGGACGUGUUCGCACACGGGAGAUAAUGCUUGUGGAGUCGGAGAAACGUGCGUA
Molecule: messenger RNA, 2773 nt
Organism: Odontomachus brunneus
Lineage: Eukaryota; Metazoa; Arthropoda; Insecta; Hymenoptera; Formicidae
Exons: 6
Coding region: 361-1335 (324 amino acids)
Source: RefSeq, a predicted model, not a curated record